Molecule: messenger RNA, 3218 nt
Organism: Neocloeon triangulifer
Lineage: Eukaryota; Metazoa; Arthropoda; Insecta; Ephemeroptera; Baetidae
Product: nuclear exosome regulator NRDE2
Exons: 12
Coding region: 227-3172 (981 amino acids)
Biological process (GO): regulatory ncRNA-mediated post-transcriptional gene silencing; negative regulation of RNA catabolic process
Cellular component (GO): catalytic step 2 spliceosome
Molecular function (GO): protein binding
Source: RefSeq, a predicted model, not a curated record
UGUGAGGCUCCGUUUGGUACCGCAAACCAAAACAAAGAAAUUAGACAUUAAAACCAAAUUAAAACCGAGAACAGGGCAAGAAAUGAGAAGUACUUCUUGCUUCUUGGUCUGUUCUUGAUUAAAACAACAGGAAGGACAAGAGAAAAGACUUUAAACCAGAGACGAAAGCAUAAUUAAUUUUUGAAAGCAGAGAAGUAAAAGAAGAGACUGACAUAAUAUUAUUAUAAUGUCACUCUUUCCGGCUUUUUCUCAAAUCAAUAACGACGGAACGGGAUCUGGAUCAGAACCCGUGACUACAAAAUGGCUUGAAAAUUCAAGUUUCGUCCCAGCCAUCGAGGCUGUUCCGCUGCCUCCUAUUUCUCCUCCGUCCAGCAAUUCUCGAGGGGCAAGUCCAGAAGUCGUGGCAGUGAAAUCAUCAGGUAGCAAGAGAAAGGCCUGCGAUGACUACAAAAUCCGAUCUUCUCACAAACACAAGAAAAAGAAGCACAAGAAGGACAAACGGCCCACAGAAGAGCUGCUCGAAAAUAAUUACUCAGGCAACAGAAGAGAGAGGAUAAGUCAGAACGACAGCUUUUUCUUGGACACAAACAGGGACACUGGAAAUUUGCUGGUUGAUUUUGUCAAAGGACCCCAUCAACCUGUGUACAAGAAAAUUGUAAAGCGACCGCUUGGUUGGAAGAAAUAUGGAUUUCUACGGAGACAAAAGCCGAAACGAUAUUUCACGGUUAAAAAUUUGUUGGAAAACAAAGAAUAUGAAAAUGAAGAGUGUCGGCCAAAGUGGGACCAUGAUGUUGCCAUGGAUUUGAAAAAUACUACUGAAAACCUAAACAAGGCAGUGAACCACGAUCCCUGUGAUAUUCAAUCUUGGUUGAAACUGGUGCAGCUUCAGCCGUUCUUAUUAUCCCUGCAGCCAAGGAAGGGACCAUGUUACCUUUCUUCUUCUGAAAAAAGAGGCAUCGCUGAUAAGCAGAUCUCCAUUUUGGACAAGGCUUUAGGUUACAACCCCACCAACCCUGACCUCAUCAGGGAAAGAUACGGAUUGGCCAGUACGUUGGUCCCUGCUGAUGAACUGACGAGCCAGCUGAAAAAGUACCUCAGUAAGGAGCCAAAUUUGGUUGCUGGCUGGCUGGAGUUAGCCAGAAUCGAGCGGUCUCAUCUGGCGAGUUGCUCGAUUCCGAAAAUCAUCAAAGUCUUUUCUUCUGCAAUGGAUGCAAUCAACAAGAGAAGGAGCAGAUUUUCUAAUAUUGAAGUUGAAAACAGUAUUUUAGAACUGGUCCUGGCGUGUGGAAUUUUCCUUCAAGAAGCAAGUUUGCAAGAGCAGACGUGGGUCAUGCUGCGGCUGUACACAGAAAUGUCCUUGGGUGUGUGUCGAGAUCCAGAUGGGGUGGCCGAGAUACAAAACAUUGCCAACGCAAAGGCAGAGGCUCUAGAGAAUGAUGCAGCUGGUGAAGAGGAUCAGCUCUUGUUGAGUGGACUUCCGAGCUCUGAACUUUGGCUCCGGGUCGAACGUCUUCGCGAGUCGGCGCACUUCCUUCCUGCUCCUGAUUGUGUUUGGGCUCGAGAGGGAGACCCGCAGCGCCUUGUCUACCCUGACGACAUGGCCAGCUUGUCUCAGCACAUCACCUCAAAGUCCCUGGGCUUCAGGGUGGCGGCCAUUGCCCUUGUCGUCCUUGGUGUGCCCCCACUGCCCUUUCGACACUGCGCCGUCAAGUGCCUCAGUCAGUACACGCCCCUGCCAAACUUGGGUCUUUUGGCAGCUGGAUACCCUCUUUUCAGCCCUGACAUCAUUACGCCACGAAAUUGGAUCGGUGACGCUGCCCUGCAAAUUGCUUCCACUUGUGGUGCCAAUGCGUGGAAACCUGCCCUUGGAGGGGAGCUGUACAGAGACCUGCUCUACUUUUCCUUCUACAAAUAUGCCACUAGUCUUUCUGAGGCUGAGGAGAGCGUCCUUAUGAGCUGGUGUCUCAGAUGGGAAACUCUGUAUGCUCGACUGAUGCCAACCAAUCACCAGGCAAAAACCUACAUGCGAUCUAGAGCAAAAAAGCUUUUGAAGAAACCGAACUACCGUACGUCAUUCCAAAUGUUCAGAGAAUUUGCAAUGCUGGAUGCGGCACUUUCGGAAAGCAUGAAACCUGCUGAGAAAAUUCUUUCAGCAACUAUUUAUGCUGCAAGAGCUUCAGGAAUGAAGUGGAGGGACUGUCCCGACAGAGCUGGCUUGUGCUCGGUCUACCGCACUUUGGCUGAAAUUUGGAUCCAGGAGGAGAAAACGUCCGAGGCAAUCACCCUUUUGUGCUCUCUGGUUGACAGAGCCCAAGAUCCAUUCUGCACUACUUCCCUUGGAGAAGCAGCAAUCGAAGAUUGCAUUGAGAAAUACGAAAGCAUGUGCAGAGAAAUUCUACAAAGCCAGACUCAAGACACUUUGGAUUUGAUGGAUGCCUUCUCGGAAGACUUCUUGGUAAACAUGGUUGCCUGUUACGCCUGGCUGAUGGUUUUGAGCCGCAAUGUUUGGAUCGCCGGUGCUAUGUUGGAAGGUAUGAUCCUGAAACUCAACCAGUUUGGCACAGAGAAGUCUCGCAGCCAGACGGAAAUCAUCUACGAAAUCUACUGCGCCAUCAUGCAAAACCGAAGUAGAAAUUCCUCCUGCGACACCGGAAUGCUUCACAGCAUUAUCGAAAGAGCGUUGGCCGAGUUCCCUGACAACGCCUCCAUUCUUGCUGUCCAGGCGCAGCUCCAGAAUACCCUUCGGCAAAUUUCAAAACUGACUAGCACUGCCAAAAUCACCUACGGCGCCCUCGGUCAGAGUAUGAGAAUUUUGUCUCUGGAGCACAGAUCCAUCUUGCACGAAUCUGAACCAACUGACCAGCUCGAAGUAGCCAGGUGUGAGCCUCGAGUGGUCUCGCAAUAUGAAAAAGUUUUAGCCAACUUUGAGUUUCGGCACUGCCCCUUGUUGUGGCAGCUGUACCUGAGGUACAUGGGGUUCAAAGCGAAACCUGAGGCUAUCAGGACAGUUUUCUAUAAGGCACUAGAAGACUGUCCGUGGGUCAAGGCAAUUUACAUGCAAGGCGCCAGACUGCUGCCAGAAGAGUCGGCCAACAUUCAAGACCUGGUGGUGGAGAAGGAAUUGAGACUUCACAUUGCCCCAGAAGAGUUGGAACUGUUGAAAGGAGAGUAAAGUUGUUUUCGUAUCUAAUUUUCUAAGUAAUAAGCUUUUGCCUCGA